Molecule: messenger RNA, 2529 nt
Organism: Macrobrachium nipponense
Lineage: Eukaryota; Metazoa; Arthropoda; Malacostraca; Decapoda; Palaemonidae
Product: serine/threonine-protein phosphatase 2A catalytic subunit beta isoform
Exons: 5
Coding region: 150-1079 (309 amino acids)
Biological process (GO): mitotic cell cycle
Cellular component (GO): cytosol
Molecular function (GO): protein serine/threonine phosphatase activity
Source: RefSeq, a predicted model, not a curated record
AUGACGUCAUGAGAUGGAGACAGUCGGCCGCCAUAUUGUAGACGAGUAACCAAGGUGGCCAUGAAAACAGUCGGUGUUUUUCAUUUAUAGUCGUUCUAGUGAUUGAAAGUCGUUUUAGUUGCAGUGAGAAACAUUAUAAACUUUUGAAAAUGGAUGACAAAACGCAAAUGAAGGAGUUGAAUCAGUGGAUAGACCAGUUGAUGGAGUGUAAACAGUUGGCCGAAAAUCAAGUGAAAACACUUUGCGAGAAGGCUAAGGAAGUUUUGGCAAAAGAGAGUAAUGUACAAGAAGUCAAGUCACCUGUUACCGUGUGUGGUGAUGUUCACGGACAAUUUCAUGACCUCAUGGAACUUUUUAAGAUAGGAGGUCGCUCGCCAGAUACCAACUACCUAUUUAUGGGAGAUUAUGUUGACAGAGGUUAUUAUUCGGUAGAAACAGUCACAUUGUUAGUUUGUUUAAAGGUUCGUUAUAGGGAAAGGAUAACUAUUCUUCGAGGAAACCACGAAUCGCGACAGAUUACACAAGUUUAUGGCUUUUAUGAUGAAUGUCUAAGAAAAUAUGGAAAUGCCAAUGUUUGGAAGUACUUCACUGAUUUAUUUGAUUAUCUUCCUUUAACGGCUUUAGUGGAUACUCAAAUAUUCUGCCUACAUGGUGGACUAUCGCCCUCCAUAGAUACACUUGAUCACAUUAGAGCAUUAGAUCGUCUACAAGAGGUACCACACGAGGGACCUAUGUGUGACUUACUAUGGUCAGAUCCAGAUGACCGCGGUGGUUGGGGCAUCUCCCCAAGAGGAGCUGGUUAUACGUUUGGUCAAGACAUUUCGGAGACUUUCAACCAUUCGAAUGGCCUAACCCUAGUCUCUCGUGCCCAUCAACUUGUUAUGGAGGGCUACAAUUGGUGCCACGAUAGAAAUGUUGUCACAAUUUUCUCUGCACCCAACUACUGCUAUCGUUGUGGUAACCAGGCGGCUAUCAUGGAGUUGGAUGAUUCUUUAAAGUAUUCUUUCUUGCAGUUUGACCCAGCACCAAGGAGAGGAGAGCCUCACGUAACUCGCCGAACUCCAGAUUAUUUCCUUUAGAAAUUGGCCGUAUUUUCCUCGAUCAUUGUCAUUAUUAUGCACUGGCCUUCUUAUGUUGCCAUUAUUGCAAGCCCCUUUAUACUUUGAGUUGACACAGUGGUAUGCAUGCACAUUUAUUCAUUGAAAGUGCAUAAGUGAAUAUAUAUUACCUUAAACAGAUCUCCUUCCUUUUCUCUCCCAACAUAGCCACAACUCAUCCUCUUCUAUUUUAGUCAUAUCCCUUUCAUGUAUUUCAUGAGACAUCAAUCUCCUUUUCCACACAUCCAGUGGGAUUCAUCUGGGUGUAUUGCAAAAUGAGUAAUAAAUCAGGAGGAAUUUAGGAGCUGCUGGGUCAGUUGCCAAUACUACAGAUUCUGGUUUUCAUCUUCAAGGGUCUCUUAAAUGUUUUUUUCUUUUGUAUGGCAAACUAGUUUACUGGAUGCAGAGAUGAAAAAAACAAAACAAAAACGCUACAUUUUUGGUACAGAUUUACAACGCAUGGCUUUUUCUUCUAUUUAUGUUUUAUAUCUUCCUAGCAAAGUUGGAGGCCAAUAUUUUUAAAUGUUUCAAGCAAAAGCAACUUACAGAAGUAAUUUAUAACUACGUAUUUAUAAUUAGUCUUGAAGAACUCAUAUUAUGGUAUACUACUUUAUAAUUAUUUCCUGGCCUAUGCUUCACUUUGCUCCAGUAUAUUUGUUUCCUCUCGUACUAUUUUUCUAUUUUACAAAUCUGUGUUUUAAGGACACGUGAUGCUUCAUCUCUAGUGCAAACAUAGGCUUGGAAAAUAGUUGUAUAAUCAUAUAGUGAAGUGAAUGAAUGAGAGUGGUUUAUUUACCAUGAGGGUGUGAAAUAAUGUUCAGUACUUUACGUGGAUUACUCCAGCAAAAUGUUCAUGUAUAUAAGAAAAUGAUGCCGAGGAAUAUAUAAUUUAAUUUUAUGUCAUCCUGUGAAAGAGGUUAUUUAGAAUGUCACAUCAUUAACUAGAAUAUGGAUGUUUUGAAUGUUUUAUUUUGGACCAGCGAUUUUUUUUUUCUUUUUAUAUAGUCAAGUAGACCAAGUGUUGGAAAAUGAGCACAAUUACGAGACAUUAUUUUUAAGAUUUGUCCAAAUCCAUGCAUUAAGUAUCAGUUCUGUUAGCUUUUUUUUUCUCUUUUCCUUUUUUUUUCUUUUCUUUUUGCCUUGUAGGGUUUAUCAAUGAAUUGUGUGUAGGGUGCAAAAUUAGGUGGGGUGACACAUUACCACUUAUACCCCUAUUCAUUUGUAUAUGGUUACCUUUGAACGUGAUUAUUCUGUGGUUAUUCUAAUUGCUGCUGAUCCUGUGGUAGUCAUAUUAACCAACAAUAUAUUAAAUCUGAAGGGUUGUAGCCUUCAGCAUUAUAAUGAACGAGUGGAUGUGACCUCUGUAACCAGCAUCAUUAUGUAUGAACAGUUGUAACUGAUACUUGGUUCAAUAAAUUAAAAGUAAGUUGAA